Messenger RNA from Corylus avellana, 507 nucleotides. The record is from RefSeq and is a predicted model, not a curated record. Lineage: Eukaryota; Viridiplantae; Streptophyta; Magnoliopsida; Fagales; Betulaceae.
AUGAAAUCUAGGGAUACCACAUUUUGGAAGGAGGCUAUUGAUGAUGAAAUGGAGUCCAUUAUGUUUAAUAACACAUGGAUUCUUGUAGAUUUACCUUCCGGUUCUAAAUCCAUAGGAUGUAAAUGGAUCUUUAAGAAAAAGAUGAAAUCUGAUGGAUCCAUUGACAAAUAUAAGGCUAGAUUAGUAGCCAAAGGGUUUAGACAAUCAAAGGGCAUUGAUUAUUUUGAUACAUAUGCUCCUGUGGCUAGGAUUUCUUCAAUAAGAACUUUGAUAUCUUUGGCUUCCAUAUAUAACCUUGAAAUCCAUCAAAUGGAUGUGAAAACAGCAUUCUUAAAUGGUUAUUUGGAUGAAGAGGAGCACCUAGAAGAACUCUACCUAUGUGAGUGUAAAGUCAGGCCACUUUUGUCGGGGCUUGGAAUCGAAGAUAUUGAAGUUAAUGGACUUGUUCAAAUGGUGAAGGGAGAAGCUGAUAGCAAAGUAGCUGCUGCUCUCUCCUGCUACCAUUAA